Molecule: messenger RNA, 3302 nt
Organism: Meriones unguiculatus (Mongolian gerbil)
Lineage: Eukaryota; Metazoa; Chordata; Mammalia; Rodentia; Muridae
Gene: Fam8a1
Product: family with sequence similarity 8 member A1
Exons: 5
Coding region: 118-1260 (380 amino acids)
Source: RefSeq, a predicted model, not a curated record
CGGCGGAUUGUUGACGCCCUCCGCUACUGUGGUGGCGACAGAGCGUUUGGGGAGGGGUUGCCGAGGGAGGGCGCUGGCGCAGUGACAGGCAGCGCGGAGGGUGCCUCGGAGGCGACGAUGGCAGAGGGGCCUGAGGAGGCCCGGAGCCGCCCGCCCAGGCAGGAAGGCGGCGGCGGGGACCACGAGCCGAUCUCUUCCGGGCCCGGCUCUCCCGCCGCCGCCGCCCCCCGGACCCCGGCCCUCGCGACCGUCUCCGAGCCGGAGCCGCCGCGCGAGCUCCGGAAGCGCCGGGAGGCGGGCGUAGGGCCGCCGGAGCCGGGGGGCUGCGAGGCGUCGGACGGGCCGGGGAGGCUGAGCGCGCGCGAGUACUCGCGGCAGGUGCACGAAUGGCUCUGGCAGUCCUACUGCGGCUACCUCACCUGGCACAGCGGCCUGGCCGCCCUCCCGGCUUACUGCGGCCCGCCGCCAGCCGCCCCGCAGCCCGCGGCCCCGCCGCCGCCCCCGCCUCCGCCGCCGCCACCGCCGCAGCUGGCUUACUACAACCCCUUCUACUUCCUGAGCGCCGCGGGGCCCGGGCCGGGGGCCGUCACGGGCGGCGCCACCCCGACCACCGUCGCGGGCCUGACGCCGCGGGCCCCGCACGUGCAGGCGUCGGGUCGGGCGGCCCCUGUGACCAGGGUGGGCUCUGCAGCCCCUGCACGGACCACGAGCGACAAUGGGCGACAGGCAGGCAGAGAGUAUGUCAUUCCAUCCUUGGCUCACAGAUUUAUGGCAGAGAUGGUGGAUUUCUUUAUUCUCUUCUUUAUAAAAGCAACCAUUGUCUUGAGCGUCAUGCAUCUCAGUGGGAUAAAGGACAUCUCUAAGUUUGCCAUGCAUUACAUAAUAGAAGAAAUCGAUGAAGAUACAUCUAUGGAAGACCUGCAAAAAAUGAUGAUUGUGGCACUUAUAUACAGGUUGUUAGUUUGUUUCUAUGAGAUAAUUUGCAUUUGGGGAGCUGGGGGAGCUACCCCAGGAAAGUUCUUGCUAGGGCUUCGAGUUGUGACAUGUGAUACAUCGGUACUCAUUGCUCCAAGUCGGGUUUUAGUGAUUCCUUCCUCAAAUGUUAGCAUCACAACGUCCACCAUACGAGCUUUGAUCAAGAAUUUUUCUAUUGCUUCUUUUUUCCCUGCCUUCAUCACACUGCUGUUUUUUCAGCAUAAUCGAACAGCCUAUGACAUUGUAGCAGGAACCAUUGUGGUAAAAAGAAAUGGGGUCAGAUGAUGCCCCAGAGCCCUGAAUUCCACUCUUUGGAAUAAUGACAAGACUAAAUUAUGUAUCAAGGCCAUCAGUAUCUCUGGGUUACAUUAAUUGAUUUAAAAUUUUAACCAGUCACUCUGGUGUGAUGCAGGGGACUGUUCUGAAAGUGUUGACUGUCAAGGAACAUUUCCAGAAGGAAAAAUUAAAUUCAAGUGUUAAAUAUUUGUGGGAUAACAAAGCAAACGGUUUCAUAAUCAAAAUAGACAAAUACAUACUUCAACAUUUAAGAUAACCAAAAUUUACUGGAAGCAUUUUCAGCUUUAAAUUCUUCAAAUUAAAACUUUAAAAUUUUAAUUUGGCUUAUCCUAGAGUGCUUGGAAAUUGGAAAAUGUCCAAUUGUGUUUUAUAAACACCUACAGAACUCCUACAGCUCUUAGGGAAGUUGUUUAUUGUGGCCAUUGAAAAGGAGCAUCAACUCAACAACCCACUUACUCCAUGGCAGGUGUUGGGAGAAAAGGGCUGUAGUGAUGAAGGCCUAGCAGACCCUUCACCCCGUGCUUCCAGGAUGUUCUAAGUUCACUGCAGUAGUGGUGGAAUUUAACAGUUUACUGCUUAUGUAUUUGGAGGCAAGACUUUCAUGAUGAUGAUGAAAAUGUAUUGAGUCAUAUCAUUGAUAUUUUAAAAAGGUAAGUUAGUGAUUACCUUCUUGGGGGGUGGGGGUAGGGAUGUGAGGUUUCAGUGUAAAUUCAGCUUAGAAUUCACCAACUAUAAAUAUGUGAGGGAACUAUCCAUCAAACAUUCCCAGUGUGUGCUCUCCAGUGUUCUGAAUGUACCCAUAGAUUCUAUUUAUGUACAGCAAACUCCUAAGGCACUUCUAUAUUCUAUACAGUUCCAUAACUGUCAAAGCAUCAAGGUGUUAAAGAGUCCUUAGUAUUUUGUGAAUAACGAUGAGUUAUUCUCACUAAAGCAAGGCAGAGUAUCAUCUCCAGACACAGAAUAUCUAUCUUUAGGCUCAUUCUGGGCCUGUUAGAGAUGAAAUUGGGGAUGGGGAGGUAUGGUCAUUGUACUUACUAAGUUUAAUGUCUGUGUGCUGUACCAAAGUGUUAUAUAACACUAAAAUUAACAUUAAAUCUUUUAAAUAGUAUCAGCUUUAAGUGGGCUGUGAAAAUGCAUUUAAUGUCUGCAGACACUAGUUAUGAGUUCAUAAACCAUGUUUUUUCAAAAUAAUUUUAUUUAAAUUAAAUCCACUUCACAGAAAGCCUGUUACUUGUUAAGAGCAGUACAUAGAGCACUUGCUUGUGGCUCUGGCAAGAUUUUAUGGCUCUUCAAACUUACACUACAAAUCGUGAAUUUGGUGUGGGCACUGCUUUUGCCACUGAUGAUUCAAGUUGAAAUGUGCUUCACCCACGCAGCUCUGGACUAUUUUAUACAGUAUAAUAAAGCAAGAAGUCAAAUUUGCUAUCCAGUUGUGCCAUACAGGGUGUAAGAUAAAAGUAUCAAUCUGUUCAGCACUUUGACGUAAAAAGGGAAUUUUCUCUCAUAGGGUUGUGGAAUGGAGCCACUUUCGUAUUUAUUUACAGAAAUACUGAUUUCCUGAGUCAAAGUGCAAUUCUCAUGUUGAAGCUGUAUCCUGAAAGGGCAAAAUUAAACAUGCCCUAAUGAGCAUUGCCCUAAGCUGGAACCUUAGGACUGGAAUGGGAAUCUUGUUGCUGCGUUACCAUUCAGUCCAAACAACUCACACAUUAACACAUGUCACUUGACAGUAUUCUAAAGCAUUGCCCAACUUCUCUAAGCAUUUGCUAUUUGGGAAGAUGGGGCAUUAAACUUUGAGGAGCCUAGGCUAACAGUAUUCAGUAUUCCUAAAAGUUGACAUCCUCCAUCUGCAUAACCAAAGUCUUUACUAGUGCUUUGGUGAAGUUCCUCAUUUCGGCUGGUAUGUGUAGAUUCUCUUGUAGUUCACAGAGUAAACAAUAUCCACCUAUAAAUAUCUCAACAUUCUAUUUUUAAUAUUUGUAUGUCACCAGUUUGUAAUUUUGUCUCUAUAAUAAAUACUUGUGUGAACUGUG